Megalopta genalis is the source of this 5508-nucleotide messenger RNA. The record is from RefSeq and is a predicted model, not a curated record. NCBI's taxonomy places the organism in Eukaryota, Metazoa, Arthropoda, Insecta, Hymenoptera, Halictidae.
CCUCAAUCAGUAAAGCAGAUUCAACCAGUUCUACGGUGCGAGUAUCGAUGCACUCGUUCCCGCGUGUGCAGUGAUCCAAUUUAACAAGGAGCGCGUACAGGGGUCAGAUGUUUCUCAAUUUUCGAGUGUAUGCGAAGAAAUUUUUGGGUAUCGAGUGACGGGAACGGCGUUCGCUAUCGGAACAGCUGUUGCUACAUUUGUUCUCGGUGGGGUUGCAGUUGCAGGCCCUGUUUCCGACCGUGUUCGCAGCGUCGCCGCGAGAGCGCGGCUUAGGCAACUCAAUAAAAUCCAAAGAGCGCCGGACGGGCGGUGUUCCGCGAAGCGUGAUGAGUUUGACAGCUCCCGCGUACCGUGGCUCUCUCAAAAGCAGAAAAUAAGAUCGAUGUCAAAGAUGCGGCCACGAAGAGAUCCUUAACGCGUCUCCGUACACAUCCACGCAAGACCGUCUAAUAUGGCAGAAUGGCUGGGCAUAGAAUUCUCACGCUGAUACUCUUCCUGGCAGCAUGGCAGGAAGCAGUAACUUUGGUGCCAGUGCAUUUUGUCGCUGUAGACGUUGGUCAGAACUUGACUUUACCUUGUGCAGAAGAAGAUGCACUACCACAGUCAGGUGGAACUAUUGGAGUGUUGUGGAUAAGAGAGGGACGCGAGGAUGAACAAAUUGGACGACUAAAGGUUGAGUCUAAUGGAGCUUUGGAACUUAUCAAUGUUAGCGCGGAUGAUGCUGGGAACUAUUCAUGCACCUUAGAUGAUGAUCACGAUGCUGUCAAGACUAGGAUUAAUGUACAAGUUAGAACUCCUCCUCCAGCUUUACAUAAUGUAUGGGUAAAACCAUCCACAAUAUUGGCAAAUAUUCUUUGGGAAGUAGCUGGCACAGGUGGUUAUCCUAUCAUAGAUUUCACUGCCGAAUAUCGUCUUAAACCGAAUGUGGGUGAAGAACCAGAAGACUGGAAGCCUAUUGUUCCAACGCACAUUCCACCAAAUUCUAGGCAAAUUGAUGUUUAUCACUUGGUGCCAAACACGACGUAUUCUUUCCGAGUGUGGGCAACAAAUCAGCUGGGAAGAGGAGAGAUCGUUGAGGUCGAAGGUCACACGCAUCACAGUGUCGAGGAAUUAGAACUUGCAAGACAUCUCUUAUCAGGUGUAGAAAAUUUUGACACUCGUGUCUGGGUGGCAGCGGUAGGCAUAGUUAUGGGUACACUUAUGAUUCUUGGUAUAGGUACUUGUUACCUCCUCUAUCGUGAGUGCAAAGUACCCUCGCAGCUGGAGGAGCAGGAAGUGAUUGAACUGGUUCCCAACAUCAUUCUGAAUCCAGGAUUUUUCGACGAAAGAACAGAACACAUUCCGCAAGACGAGAACUUCAAUAACCAAACGACGACGCGUCUGAACAAUAACAGCGUCGUGCAACCUAGGCGACUUUAGUAACUAAAUACUUAGGUUUUUGUGGCUUUUUUUAUUAACAAGUGGCUUGAGCACAAUUUAUGUGUCACCUUAAACGUAAGUAAUAUGAGAAUUACCGAAACGAUGGCCUCGAAUAACCAGUGUAACGAUGAGAGAGCACUUAACGAACCAGGUAAGCGAUGAAACUUAUACCAUCAUCGCGAACACCUAAAACCUGUUUUGUGUUUGUAAUCAGAACAGUCGAGGAAAUCGAGAUUCUGUACGCUUUGAGCGUAAGUCGCGCGAAGGAAGUUAAAUUUUUCACUUACAAUACAAUGUAAAGUGUUCAAAAGCGUACGUAAAGACUCUGCUAGGUUUUGUGAAACGGAGUAGCACAUUUUUGAGGAAGUUUACCAGGACGUUCCAACACUGAAAUUCGAUAAUGUUAUUGCUCAUUGAUCGAGCUUAAAGUAACGAACUCCUGUAAGCCAAAAGGAAUAUUCUUAGUAAGACUGUAAUUCUAAGAACAAAGAAACAAAAAUUUUUUUGUGAAAACUGAAGUCACGCAAACAUUAAUCUUAAUGUCGAACAACGCAUUCAUCUUACAUUCUGCAUGAAUCGAAACGUCUUUUGUACGCAAUUAUUUUUAGCCGUUACCACUGAGAACAAAAAAAUAUGAAAUUUUAAAUGGACAAUAUCAUGCAGAAAGUAAGAUUUUUGUCCGCAACACAAAUCAUCCGAUUGAACAGAUUUUGUCAAAUACGACAAACGAAGGCUUGCUUACUGCCGUUUUAAGGUGUGCAGAAGUCGUUGGUGAAAAAGUUCCUUUUUUGUGUCUUUCUAAAAGUUAUUGUUUAUUUAUUGUUGUUGUAAGAGCGCGUUUGUUUUUUAAGGAUAUUUUAAUAAUUUCUUUUCGACAGAGAGCUUAAAUGUUGAAAUUGAAGCACAUGUUGUAUGUUCUUUCUAGGGAAAAUCCUGUGAUUCAGAAAUUGUGCAAUUGUAAAGACCAUAGUACUCUAACUGUAAAGAUAAUUCUACUAUGUUAACGUUAUUUAUAGCGGUAUGCUAUUUCCCAUACUUUGAACUUUGCAUGUGAUCGAUCGAACAUCGUCUAAUGCUUCAACAUGCUUUUGCACUACCUUAACAACAAAUGCAAUACUGCUAUUGAAUUACUGAUAAUGUGUAAAAUCAAAUUUCAUCAAAAGAAAUUCUUAACAGAUAGCACAAUUCCAUAAUGAAUAAGUUCCAGUAUACAGUGUUAGGAAAAAGCGAACAAAAAAUCCAUUAGUCUCCGUGAUAUCGAGCAAUUACUCUUGGGACACCGUGUAUUUCGGUUGAGAAUCAUUCCAUUCGUAUUAGCAGUAAAUAUAGGGCAGAGGUAGAAUAAGUUAAAAUAUUUUGGAUAUCAUCUUUGAUAGGAUCACGUUUGAUAAUCGAUCAUCGAGACAAGUCUUUUCAGAGAAUAUUCAUUUGUAAUGAAACAUAAUAUCAUCCAACACGAAUCACAUAAAUGAAGAAAAUAUUAACGUAGUCAAUCAAUAAGGUUGAUGAUUUCGAUAAGAGUUCUUCCUGUACAAACAAAUAUACAAUUAUUUUCCACAAUUUACACGUAGUACCAUAUCAGAAGUUCGUCGUUGCGUAAAAUUCAUUAUAAAAGCAUUAUGUAAUGAGUGCUUAGUGUAGAUGCUUCUUUUGUUAAAAAAAAAAACAAUUUUUUCAAUAUUUAUUUUUAACAAUUUGAACGGAAUUCUUUGCAUAAGGAAAGGUUCAGAAGGUUGUACAUUUUUGUUUCAUUGCUAUUUGUUAAAGCACUCCAGGUGAUGAAUAUGGAAAUGGUUGUGGAAAUUGAUUCUUGUCUGUAUUAGUCUUUCAUCCGUUACUAGUAAAGCUCAUGUUGUCAGAAACAUAAUACCUUAACGAUUCUACUUAAUACAAAUAUGUAAGUUAAAAAUCUUGCUUUUUGUCAAUACGAGGAGAGAUGACAGAAAGCAAAUUUGGUGCACGCAGGUUGUAUAAAAAUUGGUUGUGCGUUGUUACAUUGAGGCUUCAUGAUCUGUUCCUCCCUUGUACGUAAUCUAAUUAGGGGUGAACAGAUUCAGUUCAGCUUCGUACUAUGCACUCUGUGUUGUGAAUGGUAUAUAUAUAUAAAUAUUCUAUGCGCUAAUGAAAAAUAAUAUGAUAAUAACAAUAAUGAUAAUGAUAUAAAUAUAUAUAUUUAUAUAGCCGAGGCAUCAUAAUAUUUUAGCUAUAAGCAAAGACAAUUUUUUAUAUAACUAACGAUUAUGCCGGAACGCAAUGAUAAUAUUUAUCUACAUAUUCAUAUAGGUAAUUUUGUGCUAUGAUAUCGAGCUUCAAGAGUGAUCUGAUAGGUUUGCUCGUUAAGAAUAUCUCAUGUAGAGAAUCAUGUUCCUCUUUCCUUUUAGACGAGUCGUAUUUUGCAUUCCUACUUUGAUAGAGUUUUUACAAUGCAGAACAAAUUGUUUUGUCAAAUUUUUUAUCAGUGGUAUAUAUUUUUUGAUAAAUUCAUAGUAUACGUACGAUCGAUACGAUACAUUUCUCUCCAUAAAGACAUUAGCAUUGAUUUACAGGGAUUUACAGAGAUUUACAGAGUUCAGUAUUGACAAUUACUUCAUGACUCGACACUUCAUGUCUCAUGCACAUUCUCAACUAUGAAUAUAAUCACUUAUUUCUGCUGACAUAUAUAACAAUAGGUGUACUGUAAGUUAAAUGUUUAACUGUCUCUAUCAAAGCUAUCUGGUGAAGGCAUAGGUUUUACAUUUAGUGGCAUUAACACGAUGCAGCCUGAUAAAAAAGAAGUAUAAAUGUAACUUGGUAAAUAAAGCGAAAAAUUAUUCUUAUAACUACCAGCUGCUACAAGAACUAACAAUAAUGCUUAGUCUUCUGUGUUUAGAGGUCUGCCAUUGCAUACCGUAAAAGAUCUGCAUAUCUACCUAUGCAAUAUAGGAUGUUCACAAAAUGACUUUUAUCACGUUAGGAAUACAAUCAAUAAAAUAAUAUCAUUAAAGGCAAUAUUAUAUAGUAAGGUAACGAUCACGGUCUCUUUUUUGAUAGAAUGAAUAGUAUUUUUUUAGAAAUCAUGGGAAAUAACUCUCUCUUAUUAUUUUCAUAAUUAGGAACUCCAAAAUUAAUUGUCAUUAUAUAAAAAUCAAAAGCGCACCACUGAAAUUGAUUCUUUACAAUAGAACGUUUUUUAUCUUUUUAUAUCGAAAAGCUAUUUUGAAGCCCUCACAAUGUAACAUAGAUAUAUAUUUUUAUGAGGUAGAUCAAGAUUAUAUAAACCGAAAUCUAUACCUACAGUAAUAAUGGCAGAUAUUUUGCGUUUAUACUAUCAUAAAAGAGUUUAUGAUUUGUAGAAAUAUCAGUUCCAAUUUCUAUCUUAUUUUUCAUCAUUGAUCAUAUUUUUAAAACGUGAAGCUAUGAAAUGCAACAUAUGCAUAACGUUCAUCGUUAUACAUCUGUACUUGGCGGUAAUGCAUUAAUAUAUUUACUUCACAUAGCACGCUCAUGUGAAAUAUAUACUAAGUACAUAAAGCACUAGACCAUAGAAUAGUAUAAUGGUUGCCAGUAGCACCAUGGAUCGUCCCUACAUACAUAUUACCUGCCGAUGACAUACCAGAGAGAGAAAAAAACGCAACGUGGUUUUUACAAAAAGCUUAUGCUCUUUGUGUUUUGCAUGUAAGAUUUUUAUAUGAUACGUAUUUGCAAAGAAAAGCAGUUGUAAAUACCGACAUGAUUUGAAAAACCUACUUUUUGUAAAAACUACACGUCUGUCGUGUCAUUGUCUAUUAGAGUAAUAAUAUUAGUUUUAUACCUUUAACUUAAGUGAUAGUAAAUGAUAUUUAUAAUGGUAAUUAAUUGAUGGUAUUCAUCUUUGUAUUAAUUCUCUAUUGAGUUAUAUGAUAUUAUGUACGAUCUGCGAUCCAAAGUGUUUUUUCAUUGUUUCUCGAAAUGGUUAAGCUAAUUGUUUAUUUUAUAAAAAGAAAAAUGUGAAAGUAGGUAUGAAGCAAAAUUUGUAUAUACUGUCCGUGCAUUAUUGUUUUGUUUCUAUAUUUUGUAUAAAUUGUUAAAAAGGAAUGCUUCAUUAUACUAAUUUCUUUUAUUUAUGAUAAA